Lentinula edodes (shiitake mushroom) is the source of this 2502-nucleotide messenger RNA. RefSeq lists its product as uncharacterized. The transcript is spliced from 5 exons. The record is from RefSeq and is a predicted model, not a curated record. NCBI's taxonomy places the organism in Eukaryota, Fungi, Basidiomycota, Agaricomycetes, Agaricales, Omphalotaceae. Gene Ontology annotation, cellular component: nucleus. The coding region runs from base 67 to 2418 and encodes 783 amino acids. Gene Ontology annotation, biological process: positive regulation of transcription by RNA polymerase II.
AAGACUGGCUUCUCCUCCCCUGUCUUGGCACUCUUGGCAUUGUCAGCGGCUGCCUAUUUGAAGCAGAUGUUCCGUUCAAAACUUGUCCCCUUGGCUCAACUUGAACGACGACUUUAUUCAAUGGCUGGCUCUGAUUAUGACCGUGACCGUGACAUUUCUCCCUCUAGUGGAUCCAGCGUCGAGCCAUCUUCUGUCCAUCAUUGUCAAUGGCAAGACUGUUCUCAGUCUUUUGUUGACCCAGAAACUUUAUACAACCAUCUUUGCAACGAACAUAUUGGUCGAAAAAGUACCAACAAUCUUUGCCUGACCUGCAAGUGGAAGGAUUGUGGAACGAGCUGUGCAAAGAGAGACCAUAUCACUUCUCAUUUAAGGGUCCAUACCCCGCUGAAACCUCAUGUUUGCGAGAUAUGCAAAAAGUCAUUUAAGCGUCCGCAGGACCUGAAGAAACACGAAAAAAUUCACACUGAAGAGCAUCAUGCUGCCCAUAAACACUCUAAAGCAAUCACCGUCGUCGAUCCCGUUUAUGUGUCAAGAGUUCGAAAAGAGUCGGGCAACCACAGUGAGAACAAGUCGGAAAAAGAUAAGCCAGCAUCACGUAUACGUGCACCUACUCCACGCUCCGUGUCCCAUUCGUCUGCCUCUCCAGAAAGCUCUUUACCUACCCCUUCUCCUGAAUUGACUCCGCCUCACCAUCAUACUCAUCAUUCACCUCUUCACGAUGAUCUCUUCAUUCACAACCAACUUCCUCCCUGGGAUGGUCUUCGUUCCGACUCUAACGCGGUACAUGUAUCUGCCGGGUCCAAACGUUCUCAUGAUAACGAUUAUAGCGUGGACGAUUUCUUCAAUGACAUGAAGAAGAGAAGGGUUAAUCCUUCUUAUGAUCCGGGCAUGGUCGAACGUCUCAAUAAUAUGGCCUAUAAUCGUUCUCACUCCAAUGUGCCUUUCAAUCCUCGUUCUGUUUCGUUAGAUAUCCGCACGCCUGAAGAGCUUGCGGCCGUAAACGAGUUCUUAGUCACCCUUGGACGUGAUGUAUCUGGAAUGAUACCUUCUACUCGCUCGGGCCAUCACACCCGUUCUCAAGGGAGUUUUACUUCUGAAUCCUUCUUUGAUUCUGUUGCCUUGAGUCAAUUGGGCCUUACCGGGAUGCCUGGUUUACCUCCGACUGAGGAUUUUGUUUCUGCGCCAUCGUCAUAUGCUGGUGGCCCACCUACUAGCGCGACGUUUACACACAGGCCGGGCUCGUCUGGUAUGUAUUCUGGCGUCGGUGGGGAGGCUGCCUCUGGCCGACGUUCUUCGAGAUAUUCUCAUCUCCAACAAUAUGACUUUCCUGGUUCAGGUACUUAUCAUCAACUCACGCCUCCACUGGAUCCUAGCUCAGAAUCUCCGCACUCUACGUCAACUCCUGUGAGUAUGCAUGCCAUGGCACAGUUCAGCAAUAACAGUCGAUAUUCUGCUCUUUCCCCUACAUAUUCAUCACAUCCUUCCGUUUCUGGUCAGUUCGGGGUUCAUCUCAAUCCUUCUGCCGAGAGUGCAGCUGGGUUUGAUUAUUUGCGCGCUUCCCGUGGACCUGUACCAGAUGUAGGGUUAACCAUACCGGAAUCAAUCGGUGUUGACAAGACUGUACGACGCCCGAUGGUGCUAUUAAAGAGCAUACCUUCGAAGGAGGAUCCUUCCACAAUCGCCUCUUCGGUUGGUGCUCCACCCGAGCCACUAGAACCUAAACUCACCCAUGGUAUUCACCGUGGACCACCGGCCAAAUUGCCCUCGAUUGAAUCCUCAUCAUCGAGAAAGCUUACACCUGUACCUUCCCCUUCUACUUCUGCGUCCGCGCUCUAUCCUACUCUUACGCUUACUGAAGGAGAUGCACAAUACAAACUCCCGCCCCUGAAGUCAUUUCGCUCUGACUCCCCAUCACUGGCAUCUAGGUCUACUACCCCUAGUUCUGUCGAUGAUUCACCACGCCCACAGACUACCGUGCUUCCUAGUUUGAAGAGUCUUGCUGCGGUCGGAUCAGUCAGCCUACAUCCGCCAAGGCCGAAGCGAUCGCUGACCGGUGAAUCAGAUGAGCUCGCACGCGAGGUCGGGAAGAUUGAGCUGACAGGACCUGGAGCACAUUCUCCUGCGCUAUUACAUUCCUCGUCAUCAUCCUCUGCUUAUGCGGAACGUGGCUCUCCUCUUCCCAGGAAACCGUUCCAUGAUGUUAACAUUCCCCUCGACGAGCGUCGGCGGCAUGCAGAAUUUAUUAGGACUUUGUUAGUGGCUAUCAAUGAGGAUUACAUGAAACGGUCGGGUUCAGAGUCCAAUCGAAGCAGUGUGAAGCAGGAAAAUGACGAGAAGAUGGACGUGGAUGAGGCGGUGGCUAUCAAGCCGCGGCCGUCGUGCAAUUCUAGCGUGAAUAUAGAGAUGUGUACCGCGUAAGGUGUCGUUUAUGUUUUGUAUCCUUCCAUGUAUAAAGGACUUGCAUUUAAAAGUCAUUAUUUUGUAUUAUUCACAUAAAAUUAA